ACGUAGGUAUAUAAAUUACCGCACUUACUAUACUCUUAGAAAGUGAGUCAUUGUUAACACGUCGUGCAAUUUCAUACACGACAGCGAACAUAUUUUAUACCAUUUAUGUUAUCAUGAAAAUGAUCUUUGUAAUUACAUUUCACGAAUAUACCUAAAUAUACUAGUAAUCUACUUUCAAUAUGAUCAAAUAUCAAAUAAAAAAGCUAAAUAUUCUAAUCUGUUAUUGAUUUGAUUGUUACUUUUAGUUUCCAAGCAUUUGAAUAUGGCGCUUCAAGGUACCAGCACGGCGCAUGCCCACAGAAUUAAGAAUCAAUAGAGAGACAGUAGCAUUUGUUUGUUGCUGCAAGUGGACGUUAUUUGCUGCUAUAAGAUUUGUGUAUUCUGUGAAUGCUGUAGGUCUAGAGGAGUUUUGAUUGUUGGUGUCAAGGUGCAGUGGCCGUGGCGGACGGAGAGAAUACAGGUUCGGCGGCGGUCGGCGUCGGCCUCGCCGUGAAUAGCAAGGUGUACCCGAGGCCGGGGGCGGCGCGGGGCGUGUGGGCGCUCCCGCAGCCGCCCCCCUGCAACAUGGCGGCCGAGGAGGCGCUGCCCGCCUGCUCCCCGCUCUCGCCGGACACUCCCGCCGCGCCCCCUCGCAUCACCACCAACUUCACACAUCUCUCGGAUCUACAUCAACUCAUCUUCGAGGCUGUCCGAUCCGGAGAAGUGUGUGAGAUAGAGAAGGUGGUGGAGAAGUUGGGUGUGGAGGUGCUGAGCGCACGUGACCAGCACGGCUACACGCCCGCACACUGGGCUGCUCUCGACGGCAGCGUCGCCGUCAUGCGCUACCUCGUCGAGAGUGGCGCGCCGGUCGACCUCUCGUGUUUGGGCACACAGGGACCAAGACCAAUACACUGGGCGUGCCGAAAGGGUCACGCGUCUGUUGUCCAAGUGCUGCUGCAAUCUGGGGUCGCAGUCAAUGCAGCUGAUUUUAAAGGUCUAACCCCUCUAAUGACGGCAUGUAUGUACGGUAAGACAGCAACCGCGGCGUAUUUACUGGGCAUGGGCGCGGCGACUCGUCUCUCUGACAUCAACGGCGACACCGCAUUGCAUUGGGCCGCCUACAAAGGGCACGCUGAUCUCGUGCGCCUACUGAUAUACUCCGGUGUGCCUUUACACUGCACGGAUAAUUUCGGAUCAACGCCUUUACAUCUCGCCUGUCUCUCCGGGAACCUCACAUGUGUUAGAUUGCUAUGUGAAAAGGUCAAAGCGGAAUUAGAACCUCGCGACAAGAAUGGCAAAACGCCAUUAAUGCUGGCGCAGAGCCACCGACACGCCGAGGUUGUCAAACUGCUGCAGAAGGAGAUGAAAAGGAAAUCGCACUGGAUGCCACCACUCUCUGAGCUCUGGGCGCUACUAUUUGGCGGCGCGGGAGACUCCAAAGGACCGUUAUUGUUCUUCUUGGUAUCCGUCCUGCUGUGGGGCUAUCCGAUGUACAUAAUAAGGUGCAUACCACUAACAUGGAAUACAUUACGUCUAUCGCAUUACUUCUUCUUAUACUGGAACGUAAUAAUGUGGCUGAGCUGGGUGGUCGCCAACCGGCGCGACCCCGGCUACAUCCCGCAGAACUCGGAGACAUAUUACCGCGCUAUUCGACAGAUACCUUACUACGAUAAGUGGAAGAAACGAAACGUUAUCCUGUCACGUUUGUGUCACACUUGUCGGUGCCUAAGACCUUUGAGAGCCAAACAUUGUCGGAUUUGCAAACGUUGCGUUGCGUACUUCGACCAUCACUGUCCUUUCAUCUACAACUGCAUCGGCGUUCGGAACCGAAUGUGGUUCUUUUUAUUCGUCAUGAGCGUUGCAAUCAACUGCACAUUAUCUAUAUACUUCGCAUGUUAUUGUCUGUUCUUAGAGGGUUUUGGUUUAUUGUACAUGUUGGGACUUUUAGAAGCUAUAACGUUUUGCGCGCUCGGCUGGAUCCUCACUUGCACUUCUAUCCUCCACGCGUGCAUGAACCUGACUACUAACGAAAUGUUUAAUUACAAAAGAUACCCAUACUUGAGGGACAAGAGAGGACGCUACCAGAAUCCAUUCUCUCGAGGACCUAUCAUGAACUUCAUAGAAUUCUUCGUCUGUCUCCCGGAUAAGUACGAUGAACAUGACUUCUUCUAUGAUGAGAGCAUUUGAUACGAAGUGCGCUGACAAAGCGACUGCAGCCUGUCGCGGAAGAAGGCAAAGGAAGCUGUCAUCUUGUCGCGUCAGGCUCAAACGUGCAGGAAUGCUAAGACUAAGUUUGCAGUUUAACGCUUAAUAAGACUUUGAAGGCAUUUGCCUCACUUGCUGAAAUUAUAUUUAAUUUAGAAGUGGCUGCGCAGGAAUAUUUGCAAAGGAUUCGUUGUAAAGAACUUAAAACUUGUGUGAUUGCGGGAAUUAAGUGCCGAUUGUUCUAUA
Molecule: messenger RNA, 2430 nt
Organism: Papilio machaon (common yellow swallowtail)
Lineage: Eukaryota; Metazoa; Arthropoda; Insecta; Lepidoptera; Papilionidae
Gene: Patsas
Product: probable protein S-acyltransferase 23
Exons: 9
Coding region: 565-2166 (533 amino acids)
Biological process (GO): protein palmitoylation
Cellular component (GO): Golgi membrane
Molecular function (GO): protein binding; palmitoyltransferase activity
Source: RefSeq, a predicted model, not a curated record